Molecule: messenger RNA, 3885 nt
Organism: Saprolegnia diclina VS20
Lineage: Eukaryota; Oomycota; Saprolegniomycetes; Saprolegniales; Saprolegniaceae
Exons: 5
Coding region: 5-3757 (1250 amino acids)
Cellular component (GO): nuclear pore
Molecular function (GO): structural constituent of nuclear pore
Source: RefSeq, a predicted model, not a curated record
CGCGAUGGGAGGAAGCGCAGCCGCGAUGCACGAGGUCCCGCUCGCCUACGUCGAGAAGGAGACCGACGCGGCCUUCCGCGUGCGCUCCAAGCUGAAGACGGUCCCUGCGCAUGCGCCCCCGAGCCGGGUCGAGAGCCUCGGCGGCGGCUUUGUCCUGCAGCACGACCGCUUCGUGAGCUACCGCGCCAUUGGCAAGCACGUGCUUCUUUGGGAGACGCCGGUCCAUGAGAGCAGCGCCGACAAGCCGGCGUCCGGCAAGGCGUCGCUCGCCAUCGAGCUGCCGGAGAGCGUUGCGCCGCAGGGCGUCCGCGUCUUCGAGUCGCUCGACAAGCAGUUCGUCUCAAUCUGCGUCGUCACGUGCGCCAAGACGAUCCACCGCUACUGCUACAAGAUCGAGCCGACGCUCUUCUCGACCGAAGGCCGCGACGAGGUCGCGUUCGCGAUGAGCUCGCUGCCGCUCCAGACGUCGAUUAGCGCCGUGUGCUGGCUCGACGAGUGCAACGUGGUCGUCGGCGGUGACGACGGCGCCAUGAUUGCCAUCAACGUCGGUCUCUCGAUCUUUGGCCACUCGCACGCGUCGUUCCAUGAAGUCGCGCUCACGGACCACGUCGGCUUGCAGUGGCUCUGGGGCGGCCUCGGCCUCGGCGGCGCCCGCGCCCACGCCGUCUUGGCCAUCGUCCCCGUGCCCGACACGAACCACGACCAUGACAGCACCGACACGCUCGUCCUCUCACUCUCGGCCGACUAUGUGCUGCGCGUCUGGUCGUACGAACAGCUCAGCUGCCUCUGCAACCAAGCCAUUGGGUCGGUGCUCGGGCUCCCCGCCGAUGCAGCGCCGGCGGUCGCCGCCUCAAUGGCUAUCGUCGACCAACGAGUGCUGCUGCAUGUGACGACGACGACUACGACGACACCGCAUGACAUUGUGCUCCUCCGUGGCGAGCUCUCGCCGGCGUCGAUCGACCUCCACGUCGCACGCCGCUUUGUGCUUGAGCAGCUGUCAGUCCACGUCCGCCUCGUCGACUUCAGUGUCGACGAUGCGCGGCUCUUCUCGGUCUGGCGCGCGCCGUCGACCGACUACGUCGUCCAGCACCCGCUCUCGCUCACGGGCCCCAAGGAGGUCGCGGGCACCGUCCUGCGUGGCAUGCACGCGUGGACGACCAAGCACGCCGCCGACGACGACGCGUUGGCCAAGGACAUUGCCGACCUGUCGCAGAUCGACGCGUUCUACAUGCAGCGGCUUGGCGCCCCGGGGCGCUUCAACGACGAGUGCCUCCGCUUGACCUUGUCGACGCUCGUCACGGGCCCGGCACCGACGCUCGACGGCCACCGGCUUCGCCGUGCGCUUCUCGAUGCUGUCCACCGGCAGUGGUCGUUGCAGGACACCAAGGGCUCCAACCCAUAUGCGCUUCGAUCGACCGUGUGGCGCCACGUCCUCGCCGUCGCGACCAAGCACUGGGCGGCGGAGAACGUGCCCCUGGGCUUUGUGUCGUGCGACUUGCUCGGGUCGCCGGUGCUCUUGCGCCGCAACCACAUGUCGGUGUUCUUCCCCGCUUCGAUCCUCGGCGACCGCCCGGCGACGAUCGCCGACCUCUACGACUCGAUCGUUUUACCGACGUUUGGUGCAUUCCCGAUCGCGUCCUACUAUGCGUCGCUCGAACGUCAGUGGCAGUCGGACGUGCUCGCAUUGGACGUCACGACGUCCGUGACGCUGCUGGGCGUUGUCCACGCCGGGCUUCUCGAGGACGGCAGCGCCGGCCGCCAUGUGCCAAGCGUCCUCGCACGGACCGCCAACGUCCUCUCGGGUGACGCAGCCACGCAAAUGGCGCUUCUCGAUGCCCUUGUGGCGCAUCUUGCGCUGCCGCGUCUCUCAGACGAUGCGAGCAUGAGCUCCCAGGACGUGGCUGCGACCGACCUCGCGCUCGCGCUUCACCGUAUGAGCGCCGUCGUCCUUCACGACAUGCGCGCCGCCGCCGCUGCGAGCGCGUGUUUUGUGACCUUUCUCCUUGACGCGACGCCGUCAUUUCUGGCCGAAACGACGCUGCGUCAUCUGGAGGCCUCGGUGCGGCCGGCGCUCGAGCGGUCGCUCGCCAAUUGGUCCAACGUGUACUGGCUGUGCAGCCAGACGCAGGCGACGUCGGGCGUGCCGGUAUUGCAGCUCUUUGCGGCGUCGCUUCUCGAUGAGAUUGUUGUCGACGGUGACCUCGGCGCGUCGACGCGGUCGUUGAUCGCCGCGAUCGCCGAUGCCACCAAGCUGCUGCCGUUUCUGCAGAGCAACGGUCUCCACAGCGUCCUCCGCGUCGUGCUGCGUCACGCAAAUGACGCCGACGACGAUGCCAAGCGUCUGUACCUCCUCGGCGAAUGCUUGCUGCUCGAGCCAACCAAGACAGAGACGGUUCUGGACCGCGCCGUCCGAUCGCUCGUCCGUGUCGUGCAUCUCGAAGGCGCGGCGGUGGUCGUAGAGCUCACAACGUUGCUCAAGGAGCACGUACCCAAGGGUCUGAGCAGUCAUGUGGUGUCAUUUCUGCAAGCGAUUCUCGUCGAUGUCGCCGAGGACGACACGACGCUCGAGUUUGUCUGGUACAACCUCUUCAAGCUCUACGUGGCCGACGGGGCGUACGAGAGUGCCCACGCCGCGCUGCAGAAGCUCGUGGCGCUCGGUGCGAGUGCGCCGUCGCUGGACGAGUGCGUCCGGUACUUUGUCUUGCAGCUCUGUGACGCUGGCCGCGUCGACGUGGUCUGCGACGUGAGCUGGGGUGCGUUUGAAGCUCAAGUCGAAGAACUCUUAUUGUGGCAAGCGGCUAAUACCCACGCGCACGUGUCGCCGGCCAAGUCGUCGCAGAGCGCGUCGGCCUUGUACCGCCUCCUCUACAGCUUUUACGUCGCUCGGAGCCGAUUUGUGCACGCAGCCCGCGCCAUGUACUCGCUCUUCCUCCGCCUCGAGCUCGAGCCGUUUGCAUCGUCGAUCCUCCAAGUCCAGCGGGACGCACUCCUCGCCGCCUCCAACGUCUUGGAGCUGGUUCCCGAAGCGCAUCGGUGGUUUGUGUCGCAGGCCGGUCUCGCCUCGGACGCUGGCGACUGCGCGCUGACCGUGGUCUCGGCCUCGGAUGUCUACAAGCAGCUGCUCUUGGUCCGUGGCAAGCUCGCGCUGCCCGAGCACAGCCUGGCACUCGGGUCGCUGCGGUCGCCCGAGGUGGUCUCGCUGCUGCUGACGCACCUUGCGUCGCCGCCGCGUGCGGCCUUGCGGUCGAUCGAGCUCGCGUCGGCCAUUGCGCUGGCGUUUGAGCUGGACAUGAAGGUCGUGGUCCGAGCGGUCACUCGUGCGUGGGUCGCCGGUUCGAUUCCAGAGUCGGUGCUGCAAACCACGCUGCAUCAUUUGCACAAGGCGUCGUUGUCGCUGGCGGCGAUCGAGACGGCGCUGGAGCUGCGCGUUGCGAUCCCAACAUGGCUCCGCGACAGUGUGGUGGUGACUGACGGCCCGCAGCUGCUCUCGCUUCUGCUCAAGUACGGUGCGCUGGACGAUGCGCUAGCGACGGCGGAUGCGCUCGUGCCUGCGACCGAGCCGUUGACGAUCGACUCGUUUGGUGCUCGGACGUCAGCGCAAGUCUCGUGGCUGCCGAUUGCGCUUUUGGAUACACUCUUGGCGUCGGCGAUGCAAGUGCCAGCGUUGACGUCCCAAGCCAAGAAGCUUGCGACCAAGGUCGAAGCGCACUUUCGAUAUGUCAAGGCGCUCGACACGGCUGCGGUCGUUCGCGUCUAGUCUAGUCGAUACCUCUUCUUUUCAAUACGACUCUUAUUCCAUUUGUUCCGUAUGUGCAUUAAUUACGGUACUCGCAAGUCGAGUCGAAUGCCACGAGUCAUCUAAAUAGACUGCUCUUGCUACCAAGA